UAGAUAUAGAUCUUAAGAAUGCUAAAUCAGAAGUUUAAUUUAGGGUGUCACAUCCUCUCGGAUGUAGUAACAUUGUAGUCUUGGGAAUGGAAGGACACAAGCACAAUGGGGAAUGAAUUUAAAAGGUUAACAUACUACAUUUAUAUAUUGAGAGUACGCUACAAGUAGGCACUUCUUAACAACGACAGAAUCCAAUGACGGACUCGCCGACGACGUUGCACUACUCGGGUCUUCAAGAAAUGACGGAGAGCCUAGAUAGAGAGGCAACCAAAAAUUUCUUCUCAUAACUAGGAUAAGACUAAAAUUGUGCGAGUGGGAUAUAUGUCUAAGAGUGAGAAUUGCUGAGUCAGAGCUUGAAGAGCUGGACAAGUUCACAUACAGCAUCAUAACAAACGAUGGGGGUGCCUACCAUGACGUAGCGUGUCGAACAGAAAAGACAUUGAGCAUUUUUCAAAGGCUGCGACCUAUUUGGGCAAGUUAAGUAAUUGGACUUAAGACAAAUAUAUUCUUACUUAAAUCAAUCAUCAUCCCAACAGUAGUAAAUGUGAGACAUGGAAGUCAUUUGUCAAAAUUGAGAGAAGACUAAAUGUGGCUCAACAAAAAUCUUAUCUUAUCUUAUAUAUUACAAACGUUACUUCAAAAAAGAAAGAUAAUUAUGUCCUACGCAUUUCAUGUGCCAAUCUAGUCAUGCCAAGACGUUGGGUUUCCUGUCUGAUUCAGGCAACCUAUUCCAUUCUCUAAUGACAUUAGGGAAGACGUUAAACUUGUACGAUGCGACAAAUCGGUUGCGCCCAAACGUCAUUUGCCCUCCUAAACUCUUGAUAUUUACUGUCAUAUAUUGAAAACAAAUGUGGUUUUCAUGUGUUUUUAAUGUAAGAAACUUUUGUUUAAAAAAAACUCAACCACACAGCUUUUGAGUUAUUUUAUAACAAAAAAUAACCAAUAUUAAUGUAACCAUAAUCUGUUGGAAUAAAACAUAUAUAUAUAUAUUUCUAUAGUAACACAACUAAAACGCUCAAGCAAUUUUAUUUGGUUUCAAUCCUCCAUUUGCUAAGCAAGACUUAAAUGUUAAACUUUUAAUCAUUUUACGUCUCUUUUUAGCAAAAAGCACAAACUCUACCUAUGAUUAUAUUUAGUGAAAUGAAUUAAAGAUUUGGUUGACUAAUUAAUAGCUUAGUUUCAAUUUUAAAAAAACAAGAAAAUUGUUUUUAACCUUAGCCUGCUUAGGUUCCAAUAAUAUAUUUAAUAAACUAUAUACAUUAUGUUUCUUUGAUUGGAUCAGACAACAAUCAAUUGGCCAGUAAGGGGCUCGAAACAACGACGAUGGCCUUACUAGCGCGACGCUCUAUCGACUCAGCUACCCAGGUAACCCAGCUAUACUAGGUUGUGCUAAAUUUUAGCUGUAAAUGGUUCUUUUGACAGCCUUCCACCUUCCUUUAGACAAUGGAGAAAGUUUGAGUUAAAAUAAGUAGGAAUUGAAAAAAAAAAGAUAUAUAGCUAAAAUAUGCUACAUGUUAUACAUUGUUUCAAACAUAUAGAAAACUAAUUCAGAUACAAAUUUCUAAUGUAAUAGAAUAAAAUUAUAAUUAGAUGUGUAAAAGUCUAUCUAUUAUGUAAUCUCCUUAAGUUCCUGUGGUUUUAGAAAAGGAUUUUAUGAUUACUUCAGGUUGACUUAAGAGGAAGCUCUUCAAAUUGACUUAUAUAACCGUUAUCUUGAAACUCAUAAAAUGAGCUAAGUAGCUAAUCGCAUAUGUCUGUUGUCUGCAAUAAACCUGAGCAUUGGGACUGUCUAUAAUGUCUUCGCUAUGUUUUAAUUCAAGACGUUGAAAAUAUUUAAAGUUUCAAUAGCACCGAAACGUGUAUUCUAAUUGGAUGACUGUUUUAGACUGAGACCCACAAGAUGAGACCUUACUUACAGAUGACUUUCAUUUUAUCAAAACUACAAAAUUUAGAAUCAGUGAAAGAAAUGUCACAGAAAAUUAUUGUGGGCAUUGAUUUAAUCAAGACAAAAGGUGAAUCAUUGAUUCAAGGAGAUGAAACUUCAACUUAUGAAGAAAUAACACAAUUUGUGACUGAUAAAUCUGCAGAAAUUCUACAGUGCUGUAUGGCUAUGUCUGAACAAAUUCUACUCGACUCAAAUUGUACUUUAGAAGCUUCAGAGUUGCAAAGGUUAAAUGCAAAUGUUGAUAACCUAAACUCUAAAGUCACUCAACAAACCAAAAAACUUCACAAGCUACACAAUACAAUUCGAUAUCAGCGAAGAAUAACGAAUGAUUUACAAGACAUGGAUACCAAGUUUAUGGAAUUUAAAGAAGCAGUAAUGACAGAACUUCAGACUGCGAGUAUGUUUAUGUCAGAUUUACAAACAAAAUGUCAAAAUUUAUGCGACGAUUUCAGAGAUCAUAAAGAAAUGAUAAAAGUACAGGAUAAAAAGGUUGUCAUGUCAGAAAAUGAGGAUCAAAUUAUAACAAUGAAACUGAAUGAAAAUAUGAAGUUGAAAGAAUAUUUAGUAACGGUGGUUGAACAUGUAAACUUUAUUGAUAAAGAUGUUCUCAAAAUAAAAGAUGCCCAGAGGAAAAUGUGUCUCAAAGAACAAAAUAUACAAAAGGAUAUAACAAGAUCAAAUGGAAUUGAGUUUCUUUGUCAAAAAAGCUAUACACCUGAUGUCCAGUGUGUUAAAGACUGUCUCCAUGUGAUAGGUCAACAUGAUCAACAAAUAUCUGAAGGGGGAGAGAAUGAUCUACAUGCACAUCUCGAAGACUGUAUGAGGAACCCAGGUCAUGUACACUUUACACCUAUUGAUACAUUAUGUUCGGCAAGUCUACCUGAAGGGAAUCAAAACAAUAUAUGGUACAGUAUUAUCAAAGCCGUAGCUGACCUGACAGUGAGAGUGAGUGUCACGAUGACCAGUCUAGACAGACCUGAGUUUUGGCCAAACACCAAGGUUCCAUAUUUUUUGUACAACAUGAGAGGAAGUCAACAUUUAAGAACCGGAAGUGGUAAAGUGGAAAAAGUGAUUAAAUUCACUAACGAAUCGUGCCCAUGCGAAACGUGUCGCCAUUCUGACAAACCAAACACCGAGUGGUGGAAAAUCAAGGUCUACACCGCUGCCAAUGUAGUAUUUGAUGGCGUUGAGGCAAGACACACGACGUGUCGAUUUUUCUAUGAUACAGAAGAAAGCCCAGAGAUCAGUCUACAAGUUGUAGUGGACAAUGACUUCAAAACGAACAUAAAAGGCGACUGGUCUUGUUUUUGUUGUGUUACGUGCAAUAAGAAACUCGCUGAAACACUACAGGGCAUGGUGGAAGAUUACGAUAUUUUCAAUAAUAUUACAUAUCACAAAUACAAUGGCACUAGUGAGGAAGACAAGCUGAUGUUUACAGUGUCACACCCUCAUGGAUGUUGUAAACUGGUUAGCCUUGGUCAGUGGAAGGACAAAUACACUAGUGACAUUAUUUUACAGCAGUUUACUUACUAUACAUGUACAUGUGCAGGAUGCAGUGGUGCUCCUGUCUACUGUGUUGGACACUGUCUGCAUUACCACAGUGGCAGUUUAAAAAGUGGACUCUGUUAUAGUAAUUACGGCUAA
Molecule: messenger RNA, 3589 nt
Organism: Biomphalaria glabrata
Lineage: Eukaryota; Metazoa; Mollusca; Gastropoda; Planorbidae
Exons: 10
Coding region: 1901-3589 (562 amino acids)
Source: RefSeq, a predicted model, not a curated record